CUUCCUCCCUGCCCAUGCCGAGCGCCGUGCUCUCUGCUCACCUGUGCCGUUGCCCAGCUCGCGGCGCUCCCGGCCUGUUUGGCCAUGGCCACCGCGCCAUGGAGCCUCCCUGAUUUUCCUGACCACGCGCUGUUCUUAUCCCUGCGCGCCGACCGUUUCUUCCGUGUGCCAUGGAGUUUCUUCUCCCUGGCCGAUUCCAUCUUCCCCAGCCGCGCAGCUCGUCGGUGUUCAUCCCCUACGCCGCGCCCUGCCCUCUGCUCGCUGCGUCCGUCCGGAGCUCUCUCCCUGGCUCGGUCCAGCUCGCCGUGGAGCUUCCUCGUCGCCCUGGCUCGGAUCCAGCGCCCUGCCUCCCUCUCCUAUGGUGGCCGAGUUCCUCUCCUGUGCGCGCGCGUCCCCAGCCCCUGCUCUGCUCAUCCAUGGCCGCACGCUCCUCCGGCACGCGGAGCUCUUCCCUACUUCCGUUCUGGCCGCGCCCUGGCCCCUGCUCGGACGGCGCUCGAACUGCCCUGCUCCCAGUUUUCUCUGCGCGCUGCUUUUUCUUCCUCUCAGCCGAACUCCUCCACCGUACAGCGCCCAGUCGAGCGCUCCUCCUUCCAUCAGCCGGAAGCUUUCUCCAGCCCUGGAGCUCCUGCGCGUCCCCUGAUUUCCCCCGCCGCGCAGCUCCUGGCUCGCCCCUGCGUUCGCCAUGGCGAUUCCCUCUGCUGGCGCUUGACCGCUCGGCCCUGCCCCAACGCCGGGCAUCGCCUGCUCCCCUCAUCGCGCGUCGUGCGUCUUCCUUUUGUCAACCCGACGUGGGCUCUGUCCGUCAGCUGAGUGCUUGAUGCUCGUGCUCAGUCAUCUACAGCAGUUUGCUUGGUGGCGGCUCGCCGUGGUCGUUGUUUGCUGCUCGUGGCCGUCGUCUCCUUCUCAACAUCUUCGUGUCGUCCAGUGUGCUUGACUUUGUCUUGUCGUAAAACCACAACGCCGUCGAGCGUCGCUGCCAUCACAAAGUUCCCUGCUGUCAGUCUCUGCACCCGUCCUAUACCGUUGUAAAACUCUAGUGUUUGUCGCUGAUAUCCGAUCGUCUCCAACCUUUAUCUUGCUGUCGUCGUUCGGUCACCCCGUCUCGAUGUCGGUCUCUACGUGAUGUCUCUGAAUUGUGAUCGCACGGACAAAAGAAUUCCCAAGAGAAGAUGUCCAAAGAUUGGAUGGUGGUGUGCGUGAAGUUCGUGUGGCACCUACCAAGCGCUCGGCAAAUUAUUGAAAUCGGAAAAUCACUAUCGAUCCCGCGGAUUCGAGUCAGCUGUUGAAACGGUAAGCUGAUGAAUUAUUCAGAAUAGUUCGAUCGUUGAAUAAAUUAAUGUGCUAGUGUGAUGUUCAUUAGGUGCUCGAU
Zea mays is the source of this 1372-nucleotide messenger RNA. RefSeq lists its product as uncharacterized. The transcript has a single exon. Bases 85 to 813 code for a protein of 242 amino acids. The record is from RefSeq and is marked predicted. Lineage: Eukaryota; Viridiplantae; Streptophyta; Magnoliopsida; Poales; Poaceae.